Nicotiana attenuata is the source of this 586-nucleotide messenger RNA. RefSeq names its product 40S ribosomal protein S21-like. The record is from RefSeq and is a predicted model, not a curated record. The coding region runs from base 145 to 396 and encodes 83 amino acids. The transcript is spliced from 4 exons. Lineage: Eukaryota; Viridiplantae; Streptophyta; Magnoliopsida; Solanales; Solanaceae. Gene Ontology annotation, molecular function: structural constituent of ribosome. Gene Ontology annotation, cellular component: cytosolic small ribosomal subunit; ribosome. Gene Ontology annotation, biological process: endonucleolytic cleavage to generate mature 3'-end of SSU-rRNA from (SSU-rRNA, 5.8S rRNA, LSU-rRNA); translation; endonucleolytic cleavage in ITS1 to separate SSU-rRNA from 5.8S rRNA and LSU-rRNA from tricistronic rRNA transcript (SSU-rRNA, 5.8S rRNA, LSU-rRNA).
CAUUAGGGUAACAUUCACAGUAGGGUUUCUCAUCUGUUUAAAUGGUGGCUUUGUGUCGCUUCUUCACACUUUGCCCCCUUGAAGAGCUCUCCCUAGCCUCAGGUUGUUAAAGCUUGAUCUGAGUAUUCAGAAACACUAGCCAAGAUGCAGAACGAAGAGGGACAAAACGUGGAUCUUUACAUCCCCAGGAAAUGCUCUGCUACCAACAGGGUGAUCACUUCGAAAGAUCAUGCUUCUGUUCAACUUAAUGUUGGCCAUUUGGAUGAUAAGGGCUUGUAUAUCCCUGGCAGUUUCACCACUUUUGCUCUCUGCGGUUUCAUCCGUGCUCAGGGUGAUGCUGACAGUGCACUGGAUCGCCUCUGGCAGAAGAAGAAAGUUGAAGCGAGACAACAGUAGAAAAAUAGAUUUGCAAUUUAAGAUUAUCUUAUGAUGGAGGAUUUAUGAUAACUAUUUGAAUUUCAUCUGGGUUUGACACUGUUUUCCCUGCUACAUAUGGGAUAGCUUUUCAUCUUUGGAUAUUUCACUUGCCUUCAUGGUUUUGAUCUCCUUUUCUGUUAAGUUUUAAAAUGACUGGUGGUGAUAUUCC